Rubroshorea leprosula is the source of this 1158-nucleotide messenger RNA. The record is from the annotation of a GenBank genome assembly. NCBI's taxonomy places the organism in Eukaryota, Viridiplantae, Streptophyta, Magnoliopsida, Malvales, Dipterocarpaceae.
CCGAAAAUCAUGUCUCUUAUUUAUUUUUAUUGCAAAUGGGCAUUUAUGUCUUGUUUCAUUAGAAAUGCCAGUGACCAAAAGGGUAUAUGGCACAGCCUCUCACAUGCUCGUGUCAUGACCCGUCUCUUGUUUUUUGCUAACUCAAUGUGAAUUUUAGGAACCAAAACAGACAAUGCAGCAGCUUCCAGCUACCCACAUGAAUUAAAAGUUGUUUGUUCGUUUUUGGCCGAGGAAAUAAAUUUUCAUUCAAACAGUGGAACCUGGCAGAGAUGAAAGGCACACAAGCUGCACUGUUACGGAAAAGUAUCCUAUGUUUUCACCCCACGCCAGCUUUGAUACUUUCUUUCUUCAUCAGUUUUCACUUCUCCUUGACCGUCAGAUCAUACAUGUUUUAUCCCCCUGAGAUCACAACCGCACAUUUUUUCACUACACACCCUCCAGGGUACUUUGCUUUCAGUUUCAUUCACCUCUAGUACCACUAGUUUUCUCUGUCUCUCCUCUUGUCUCCAUCGCCAUGGCGGACUAUGAACCGUUGCAACAGCAGCAUCACAGCCACCACCAAGCAAUCCCGAAAGAAACAGCUCUCCAGGCUCUAAACACCAUUAUCCAGCUCCAUUUCGAGAAAACCCUGGAGAAGAAGAGAGCCAUAGAUCUCCAGAAAAAGGAGCUCCACAAGCUCUUCCAGCUCUUCUUCAUUUUCCUUGGCCUAGUCUUCAUGGCACAAGCCCAGUCCAACCGCCUCCAAUGCCGCCACUGCUGGGCCCCCAUCACCCUCCUCUCCCUGGCUCACCUCAUCUUCUACGUCUCAGUGGCCCAGACCCUGAGAUGCAUUAACGGGUUCAAGUACCAGAGGAGGUGCCACAAGCUCACCCUAGGGCUGGCCACCGAGAAGCUGAGGGAGAUGAAGAUGAGGAUCAGCAACGGCGAGUUUGUGGAUGGGUUUGGGGAGGAGAGUGAGUUGGAGAUUCAUUACCAGGAGCCUCCGGAGAGUUACUUUGCUAAGUUCAAGAGAAACUGGGCUCUGCAUUUUGGGUUCUUGAUCUUGAUCUAUGCAUUCAUGGUUUCUUCUUCAGUUGUGCUGCUCUGUUUUUAGCUUUUAGAUUCUCAAUCAAUGUCCGAUUACACUGCUUCUCAUUUCAAUAUACAAUUCUAUUCCUU